CUGACUCUAUACGGGUAGUAUAACAACAAGUACAGUAGCACUACGUAUAUUUGGAAAGAUGUAUUUUCAUCGCGUAAGAAUAUGUCUAGGUUUGGUGAUUAUAGUAAUAUAUGCGGCCCGCGUGUCCAGUUUAUCAAUCCGUCUGACGGGAGGUACCAAACCCACCCAAGGCCGCUUAGAGGUCUUCCAAGGCAACACUUGGGGGAUCCCCUGCGGGAGCACCUGGACACACGAGAACACCCAGGUCGUAUGUCGACAGCUGGGGUUUCCUGGAUCUGUCACCUUCUCCUUCAGUUCUACCGCAGUGUCUGAUGCUAAUGACGGAGGUGCCCACCCUGUUGGAGACAUUUCCUGUAAUGGAUCUGAAAGCAGUCUAUCCUCUUGUAUUACCACGUCAGCUACGUGCCGACAGGCUCUCAAUGUUGACAUUACAUGCCAGGAUUUCGGCUAUGCUGGUUGCUACAAUCAGUCGAACUUCUCACCAACAUUGACAGACGGAUCCCUGACUAACGACAUAUGCAUUGAAAGGUGCCUUGCUUUUCGAGAUGUUCAUUACGCCAUCUUGCAGAAUUCAGAUUGCUUCUGUGAAACAUCUCUGUCCGGGUUAACCCGGAAGAAUGAUUGGGAUUGCAGCGACCUUUGCGUGGGGAAUCAGGCACAUUCGUGUGGCGGACCGCAGGCUUACACAGACGUUGGAUUCUGUGGUGAUCCGCAGAAACCAACACUGGGUGACUACACUUUGGGUUCUACCCGGUAUGGAAACAUUGUCGAGUUCCAAUGUGAUAGCGGCUUCGAGCUGGUGGGAAACAGCACACUUCAGUGUCUUGGUAGCUCUGUUGAUGACCUGGACUGGAGUGGGGAAUAUCCACUGUGCGCAGAGGAAACAUUUGUAACUGUUGGUCUGGUACUUUGUGUGAUGGGUGCGUUGAUUGUGUUUCUAUCCAUGGUCUGUGCUGUGGGCUGUGAAAUUCGCAAGAAGUUGCACAAAGGUCAUGAAAGAGUUGACACAGGGUCUUUAUCCGCACCAAUGAGCUUAGCACAAGACAUACGUGUACCAAGCAUCCAGUUGAACCCCCAAACCGACAUCGCCCUGCAGCACGACCCCCCUCCUUCCACGUCGGUCGGGGUUUCAUCCUCUCCCGCUGCAGCUCCGCCCAGACCAUUGCAAAACACGGCCACAGCUCAAGCUGCUCCGCCCAGGCCAUUACAAAACACAGCCACAUUUCAAGCUACAGGGCCCCCUCCAAUUCCAGUCGGUGUACCAAGUGCCACCGCAGCAGCACCUGGAGACUACGAAGAGGUCUAUGAGGUGGUAGACGACUACGUCAGUCCAUGGGAAGAAAUCGGCGGCGGGAUGGAACUCGUCUUCGAACGCCAACCAAGUGAAGAGGAGUCAUAUGAGAUGACACCUACUGCUACACAGUCUGCAGCUGCAGCAAUAAGCGCGCAAGAUGAAAUCGGGAACGAGACAUAUCAGGAAGUCCGCUCUAACCAAGGAGACGAAGGGCAGGAUGGCUAUCUCGAAGUCCGUUCGAACCACGGAGAAGAAGGGCAGGAUGGCUAUCUCGAAGUCCGUUCGAACCACGGAGAAGAAGGGCGGGAUGGCUAUCUCGAAGUCCGUUCUAACCACGGAGAACAAGGGCAGGAUGGCUAUCCUGUUCUACCUGAUGAAGAAAAUCCCAGUGACCCAAGCAAGGAUCGACCUACUACCUACCUCGAGAUAAUCGGUGAGGGGGAUGCAUCGACCAACCAAGAUCAAAGUGAUCUGGACUACACUUACAUUGCGGACGUCAGCAACGUUGACAUUCGACCUCGACUUUGCCUACCUGAUGAGCAUACAGAGGAGGAGGAACAGCCUGAAUACGCCGAUACACUGGUCCCACCAGUCUACAGUAAUGAAAGAGCUAUGUGUCCUCGACCUCGACGCUCAGAUCUUAACAAAUAGAAAGCAACAACUGCAGAUAACCUUAUUUUUUCUAAUUAUUGUUCGGUUCCCUUUAAAGCCCCUCUAAAGUGUUGGGAGCCCUGCAAAAUAGCCAACGCGAAGAUUUGAAGGCAAAAUUUCACUAACAAUGUAUCAUUGUGUGACAGAGGAUGUCAUUUAAGAAACACUUCUGCAAAUAUUUCCCCUAAAACAGGUGUUCGAAGACAAAUAUUGAUCAAAGAAUACAUAUUUUGGGUUUUCUCUUGUACGCCAUCGAAUUGUGGGGCUCACUUUAGUCUCGAUUUCAACCGAUCAUUGAAUAUUGUAAAAUCGCCUAUGCUUCCAGUGUGUUCAUUUCUCUCUCU
Messenger RNA from Strongylocentrotus purpuratus (purple sea urchin), 2289 nucleotides. RefSeq names its product scavenger receptor cysteine-rich domain superfamily protein. The record is from RefSeq and is a predicted model, not a curated record. Bases 59 to 1945 code for a protein of 628 amino acids. The transcript is spliced from 8 exons. Gene Ontology annotation, cellular component: membrane. Lineage: Eukaryota; Metazoa; Echinodermata; Echinoidea; Camarodonta; Strongylocentrotidae.